CACGCACUCACUCACGCACUCACUCACGCACUCGCUGACGUUCAUACUUAUACCUUCUCAAUUAUGUAGUUUAAUCGUGGUACAGGCUUUCGAUUUUACUCCACAUUAUUCAACAGGGCGAAACAGCAGCAGCACAUAGCGCAGAACUCGAAUUUGGUAUCCAAUACCCAGAUAUCCUGCAAACGCCACCCGCACAAUUUUUGACAGAUCACACUAUAGCAGCAAAUGCCGUCUUUUUUGGUGUUUGGAGGCGCAAACUUUUACGGGAGAGCGCUGAUACAGCAGCUGUGCAAAGAGCGCGAGCAAGCGAUCGCCGCCGGCGAGAGCAAAGCCGACUGGGUGAUCCGCGGAGUCGACAAGAUCCUGCCCCAGCUGGCGUCGUUCCCUGUGGACACGCUGCACCUCUACCAGACAUUCGACUACCGCAUGGGCAACCUGCGGAGCCAGGAAUUCCUUGAGCGCGCCUUUGUGCGUGACAGCGCCGAUGGCUCUCAGCAGCACAGCUGGGACUACGUGUUUAAUUUUGCCGCUGAGCACAAGUUUGGGCAGACAGACCAGGUCUACGAGCAAGAUGUCCACCAGAUAUCGGUGAGCAUUGCGCGCCUGGCAGCGCAGUUUGAGGCUGGCGUGCUGGUACAGCUGUCAACAGCACACGUGUUCAAGGCAAAGGGAAACGCGCGCCAUUCCGAGGACGACAAUCUGGAUCCGCCGCACGAGCUGGCCGAGGCCCACAUUCGCGCUGAAAACGACAUGCGCGCUAUCACUGCGCUGCCACUGGUCAUACUGCGUCCGGCGCUGUGCUAUGGCCCCGGCGACCGCCAGAAUGUCGUGCCGAUGCUGAUCGCCGCGCUGCUGAGCAAGGUUGGCGGAGAGAAGAUGCCUGUGCUGUGGGAAAAGGACCUACGGGUCAACACGGUGCACGUCGACGACGUGGCCAGCGCGGCGAUUAAGACCGCCCGGUGGCACUAUAAGACGCCUGGCGCCGCGUUGUUCAAUCUCGCCGAUCCUGGAGACACCACCAACAUUGUGCUAGCGCAGACUGUGGCCAAAGUGUUCGGCACCGAGCCCACGUUUAACAACUCGGCGGUCAACUUUUUUGUCAAGCGGCUCAAGACAGCAGAGCUCACUGAGGAGGUCAACGAGUCGCUGCUGGGCCCCUGGAUGGACUUGCUCUCUGCUCACGGCAUUUCAAAUUCGUCGCUUUCGCCUUACAUCGACCAGGAGCACCCGUACUGUCGCCUUGACAGCCGGCCCCUUGGGGUUGACGGCUCGCGCAUCACCAGCACGCCUGGCCUCGGCUUUGAAUACGCCUACAGCACGCCGACCACAGCCGCUUUGCAGGUGAUUGUCGAAGAGUUUCAGCAGCUGGGCCUGUGGCCGCAGAUCGCUGCCUAAUAUCCAGGCUAAUUCGCCUACGCUCUUUGCCACUCUUGCCUUCAUGCCAGCACUGUUAUACAAAAUAUGGAACAUUUAUUUUUCAUUUUGUUCCGCUCACCAGC
Kickxella alabastrina is the source of this 1499-nucleotide messenger RNA. Its product is annotated as NAD-dependent epimerase/dehydratase. The record is from RefSeq and is a predicted model, not a curated record. NCBI's taxonomy places the organism in Eukaryota, Fungi, Kickxellomycota, Kickxellomycetes, Kickxellales, Kickxellaceae. The coding region runs from base 226 to 1395 and encodes 389 amino acids. The transcript has a single exon.